AUGGACAUGAUGGGCGACAAAGAGCGGCGACGCGUCAGCUGCAAAGGCUUGCUGAAGAAAAAUUGGCUGCUGAUCACCACGGUGGUGUCAGUGCUUCUCGGGAUCAGCCUGGGUGUCGCAGUCCGAGAGUACGCCUCCCUUUCCCACCUGCACAAGCAGUAUUUCGGCUUCCCGGGAGAAAUUUUGAUGCGAAUGCUAAAGCUGGUCAUCCUCCCGUUGAUCAUUUCCAGCAUGAUAACAGGUGUGGCCGCCCUGGAUUCGGAGGUGUCGGGAAAGAUCGGACUGAGAGCCGUCAUCUAUUACUUCUCCACGACUAUUAUCGCAGUCAUUCUGGGUAUCAUUCUGGUGAUGACUAUAAAGCCCGGAGUCUCUCAAACGGCGCAGCACAUCGACCGCGCCGGAACCACGCCCAACGUCACCACCAUUGACACGUUGCUGGACCUUAUCAGAAACAUGUUCCCGGAAAACUUGGUGCAAGCUUGCUUUCAACAGUACAAAACCAAACGCAAAGAGUUGGAACCGCCGCAGAAGAUUCCGCUAGCCUACACGGAUAUUCCACCUUUGGCCACCACCGUCAUGGCCGCCGUAGAGAACAUAACCAAAGACUACAAAAUCAGCGGGUCGUAUUCGGACGGAAUCAACGUUUUGGGACUGAUCGUAUUCUGCGUGGCGUUCGGACUGGUGAUCGGGAAAAUGGGGGAGAAGGGGCGCAUCCUUCUGGAGUUUUUCGACGCCCUCAAUGACGCCACCAUGAAACUGGUGCACAUAAUCAUGUGCUACAUGCCGAUCGGGAUUCUCUUCCUAAUUGCCGCCAAGAUCAUCGAGGUGGAAGACUGGGAGAUCUUCCGCAAGAUGGGUCUUUAUAUGGUGACGGUGCUUAGCGGUCUGGCCAUCCACGCCUUGGUGUGUCUUCCGCUCAUCUUCUUCGUCAUUGUGAGGAAGAACCCCUACACCUUCACGCUAGGGAUGGCGCAGGCCCUGGUGACGGCGCUCAUGAUCUCCUCCAGUUCCGCCACCCUGCCCGUCACCUUCCGCUGCGCCGAGGAAAACAACCACGUGGACAAGCGCAUAACCCGCUUUGUCCUGCCCGUCGGAGCCACCAUCAACAUGGACGGCACGGCGCUCUAUGAGGCCGUAGCCGCCAUAUUUAUCGCGCAGCUGAACGAUUACGCGCUGGAUGUGGGGCAGAUUGUGACCAUCAGUAUUACAGCAACCGUUGCGAGUAUCGGCGCUGCGGGCGUCCCGAACGCCGGCCUGGUCACCAUGGUCAUCGUCUUGACAGCCGUCGGACUCCCCGCCAGCGACGUCACGCUUAUCGUCGCUGUGGAUUGGCUGCUAGACCGUUUCCGCACCAUGAUCAACGUCCUGGGCGACGCUUACGGCGCCGGCAUCGUCCAGAAGCUGUCCAAGCGCGAACUGGAAAGGAUGGACCUGAUUUCGGACGUGGACGUGGCCAACCCCUUCGCCCUGGAGGCGGCGCUGGACGGCGGCGAGGAGUGCGACAAGAAAUCCUACGUCAACGGGGGCUUCGCCGUGGACAAGACGGACGCCAUCUCCUUUACCGAAACGUCACAGUUCUAG
Messenger RNA from Nerophis lumbriciformis (worm pipefish), 1581 nucleotides. The record is from RefSeq and is a predicted model, not a curated record. NCBI's taxonomy places the organism in Eukaryota, Metazoa, Chordata, Actinopteri, Syngnathiformes, Syngnathidae.